Rubroshorea leprosula is the source of this 1804-nucleotide messenger RNA. The record is from the annotation of a GenBank genome assembly. NCBI's taxonomy places the organism in Eukaryota, Viridiplantae, Streptophyta, Magnoliopsida, Malvales, Dipterocarpaceae.
CCCUUUCCCUUUCCCUUUCCCUUUCCCAUCUAUCUCAUUCAGUCCCUUCCUAUUCCUAAUUCUAAAAUUGAUUUAUAUCACCUCAUCAUCCCGGCCGAUCGUCGCGGCUUCGGCGACACUGGUGUUUGUAACGAGAAAAUCGGAGUAAUUCAGUAUUCUCGCGAUCGAGUCUCAUUUUUGGAUUGGGUUGAGAAUUGCGGAUUUCUUGGACGGAGUUGAGAUUUUUAGAUUGAGGUGGAGGAAACUUUGAACGCUUUGCUGCAUCCUUGUGGAGGAAGGACUGAUACAUGCACCUCCUAUUGGCCAAUUUGUACGUCUAGAAAAUACUGACAACAAUUUGUAUCUGAAGAAGAGAACGAGGAUGCGCAAGUGGCUGUGUUGCACUUGUGAAGUGGAGGAGUCUUACCCUUCAAAUGAGGGUGAGCAUCUGAAAAGCCCCAAAAACCAUUCAGACGGCCAACCAAAGGGUUCAAAGGUGUCAGUUCCUGUCAAAGCUGAAGUUCAGAAAGCAGCACCACUGCCUAUUGAGGUCCCUGCAUUGUCUUUGGAAGAAUUGAAAGAAAAGACUGACAAUUUUGGAUCGAAAGCAUUGAUUGGUGAAGGAUCCUAUGGAAGAGUUUAUUAUGCAAACUUAAAUAGUGGGAAAGCUGUGGCUGUUAAAAAGCUUGAUGUUUCAACUGAGCCUGAGUCAAAUGUGGAGUUUUUGACCCAGGUUUCUAUGGUUUCAAGGUUGAAGCAUGAAAAUCUUGUUGAAUUGCAAGGCUAUUAUCUUGAAGGAAAUCUGCGUGUGCUUGCAUAUGAGUUUGCAACAAUGGGAUCAUUACAUGAUAUAUUGCAUGGAAGGAAGGGAGUUCAAGGGGCACAACCAGGUCCGGUGCUUGAUUGGAUGCAGCGGGUACGAAUUGCAGUCGAUGCUGCGAGGGGCUUGGAAUACUUGCAUGAGAAGGUUCAACCUUCCAUAAUACACAGAGAUAUAAGAUCAAGCAAUGUACUACUCUUUGAAGACUUCAAAGCCAAGGUUGCAGAUUUCAACCUUUCAAAUCAGUCUCCUGACAUGGCUGCUCGCCUUCAUUCUACUCGAGUUUUGGGGACCUUUGGCUAUCAUGCUCCAGAGUAUGCAAUGACUGGGCAGUUGACACAAAAGAGUGAUGUAUACAGUUUUGGUGUUGUCCUUUUGGAGCUUCUGACUGGGAGGAAACCUGUUGAUCAUACCAUGCCCCGUGGACAACAGAGUCUUGUUACCUGGGCCACUCCAAGACUUAGUGAAGACAAAGUUAAACAAUGUGUAGAUCCUAAGUUGAAGGGAGAAUAUCCUCCCAAAGGAGUUGCAAAGCUGGCAGCUGUAGCAGCAUUGUGUGUGCAGUAUGAAGCCGAGUUCCGUCCGAACAUGAGCAUUGUUGUAAAGGCCCUACAACCCCUUUUGAAGCCUCCUGCUCAAGCUCCAGCCCCAGAGUCUAGUUGAAGCGAAUAAACUUAGUUUCACCAGUUAUUUGGAAUUUCUGCAAUCUGUGCACAGUUUGGUUUCGUUCAAAAAGAUCACUUCUAUAUAUUUUGUUUCAAUUUUCUUAUAAGAGAUGAAAUGUGCAGCUUUGAAUUUGGCCGUUUAGUGUCAUUGAUUGUGAUCUUUGUUACUGAUGUUCGACCAGGGUGGUGAUGACCUGAGUUUAAUGUGAUGAGAAUAACAAUGAAAUUAGGUUGCGUGGUGGAUAUAACCGAUACUAAAUACAAAGUAUAACCGUUACUAGGAAGUGGUAGUGGUCGCUUUGUGUUUCUCUAUUCUACUCACUAAACGGGAUUUAUUUUA